Elaeis guineensis (African oil palm) is the source of this 996-nucleotide messenger RNA. The record is from RefSeq and is a predicted model, not a curated record. Lineage: Eukaryota; Viridiplantae; Streptophyta; Magnoliopsida; Arecales; Arecaceae.
UCGGCAAUCGGGAAGAUAAGCUUCAAAGGCAAUCUAUUCGCUUCGGUUCCCCUACGGUGUGUUCUUUCCAACGAAGGGAUGGCCGCGGCUCUCCAGAGCUCCAUCUCCACCUCCUUCGCCUUCUCGUCCCUUCGUGGCCUCCCGAGCUCCUUUCUCUCGAUACCUCGAAGUCCAUUCUUCGGCCUAUCCACCGCCAAACCUCUCCCUUCUUGGACUUCCCUGAGCUGGAAGAGCAGCAGCAGCAGCAGCAGCGUUAGGAGGUUGGUUUCCAAAUCCCCCGCCGCGAAGUACAUCAGAGAAGAUUAUCUUGUGAAGAAGGUGUCGGCGAAGGAGGUGCAGGAUUUGGUGAAUGGGGAGAGGAACGUCCCGCUUAUUGUGGAUUUCUAUGCUACAUGGUGCGGUCCUUGUAUUAUAAUGGCCCAGCAGCUCGAAAUGCUUGCUGUGGAGUAUGAGAGCAAUGCACUGUUUGUCAAGGUGGACACUGAUGAUGAAUAUGAAUUUGCACAAAAUAUGCAGGUUCGCGGACUACCAACACUGUAUUUUAUCAGCCCAGAUCCAAACAAGAAUGCUAUUCGAACUGAGGGGCUUGUCCCAUCAGAGAUGAUUAAAAACAUCAUUGAUAAUGAAAUGUGAGGACAUCUUGAAGGUCUGCUGUUGUAGCUGUUUUCAGCAUUGCAGAUUUGCUUAUGUUCUGCAAGAACAUCAGUUUCAGCAUCAUAUGGUAGCAUAGCCAUCCGCUCCCUCUUUCUGUUAAAGAUCAUUCGCUGGCAAUUCUAGUGACACGGUGCAACUCCAAAACUCUACUUUUGUGAUUUGAAGGUGAGCUGGUUCAUAGCUAGGAUUGAUUGUGAUGAUGGAACAGACUCGAUACAUGUAGGAUGUAGAACAAUACAAUAGAUCAAUAAGCAUGUUCUUCCAAGUGUUUUUUUCAAAAAAAAUAAUAAAAUUACAAUAAAGUGAGAUGGUAAAUAAAAUGUGGCAGAACCCGUUACAGCU